GAUAAGGAUGGAUGAUUACGGGAGUAAGUUGAAGUAUACCCAGAAUGAGAAUGUGUUUGAAGUGGAAGAAAUCUUCACCAACAUUCUCUUGAGGCUUCCUGUUAAAUCCCUCUUGAUAUGCAAGUCCGUUUGUAAAUAUUGGUGGAGUUUAAUUUGCAGUCGUAGUUUCAUGAAUUUGCAUCUAAUCCAAUCUCAAGAAAAUCCCACUUAUGUUUUCCAUCGUUAUACCCUCCGAGGCGGCAACAUACAUUUGUUGACCAAAGCUGAUGAAGAAACCACUGAAAGUUUUCUUCCUGCAUGUCCUGGGUUUUACUCUAAAGAACCCCGGACACACAUAUCUACAACCCUGUCAUCGGAAAAGGCCUUAGACGUAGUACCUUGGACAUACUGGUCUGCAACCCUGCCACCCAACAAGCCUUGUUACUCCCACCAACCCCCGAAUCAAAAUAUCCAGGUGCGGUUGGUGUUUCUUUUGGCCCUACGAUCAAUGAAUAUAAGGUAUUUCAGUUUUUCUACAGAGAAAUGCAUCUUUAUGAAUGUUGGGUAUAUUCUUCCAUCACUGGAUCAUGGAAAUCCAUUGGUACUAUUGCACACUGUCCCUCUGGUUCUUUCAACCAUGUAUGUAUUAAUGGAAUAGUGUAUUGGUUCAGUAUAUCAAUAAUAGACGGACGACUAGUUGGUCACAUCCUUGCGGUUGAUAGGGAGGAAAAAUUUAG
Messenger RNA from Vitis riparia (riverbank grape), 716 nucleotides. RefSeq lists its product as uncharacterized. The transcript is spliced from 2 exons. The record is from RefSeq and is a predicted model, not a curated record. Bases 8 to 637 code for a protein of 209 amino acids. NCBI's taxonomy places the organism in Eukaryota, Viridiplantae, Streptophyta, Magnoliopsida, Vitales, Vitaceae. Gene Ontology annotation, molecular function: protein binding.